CGCGCCACGUUUGCCAACGGCGUGGGGUUGUAUGUGGGGCUGUUCCUGUAUUUAUUGCUGAAACAUGCUUGAAUUAGCUUGAUUAAGGGCGUGCUACUAGAAGGCGGAAUCAACUGAAGACCAUAUGGCGGACAUCAUGGACCUGCCCAACGGCAAUGGCGCCGGGGACGAGAACCACGACAGCGGACAUAGCGACGCCCAACGGUGACACGAUGAACUCAAAGUUGUCAGACAGCCCGCCGUCGCCGUCAGCAUCGCGUACGACCAUCACCGAGAGUAUGGAGCAGCUAGGGCCGCUGGUGACGGGACCCGGCUCCAAGAAGGACAAGGGCCUCAUGUCCAACUUGCUCGGCAUCGGCUUGCCGAAGCUGUCGCGUGAUCAGCAGGACGCGGUCAACAAGGCCAAGAAGUUCGCCAUGGAGCAGAGCAUCAAGAUGGUGCUGAUGAAGCAGACAAUCGCGCACCAGCAGCUGCAGGCCAAGUCGCUGCAGCGGCACCAGGCGCUGGUGCUGAUGUGCCGCGUCUACGUCGGCUCCAUCAGCUUCGAGCUGCGCGAGGACACGGUGCGCCAGGCGUUCGUGCCGUUCGGCCCGAUCAAGUCGAUCGACCUCUCGUGGGACCCGGUCACGCAGAAGCACAAGGGCUUCGCGUUUGUCGAGUACGAGAUGCCGGAGGCGGCGCAGCUGGCGCUGGACCAGAUGAACGGCGUCAUCAUCGGCGGCCGCAACAUCAAGGUGGGCCGUCCCAGCAACAUGCCGCAGGCGCAGGCCGUCAUCGAUCAGAUCCAGGAGGAGGCCAAGAGCUACAACCGCAUCUACGUGGCGUCCGUGCACCAGGACCUGACCGACCAGGACAUCCGCAGCGUGUUCGAGGCAUUCGGUCGCAUCGUGACGUGUAGCCUGGCCGACAUCGGCGGCGGCGGCCGUCACAAGGGCUACGGCUUCAUCGAGUACGACACGCCGCAGGCGGCCAUGGACGCCAUCGCCUCGAUGAACCUGUUCGACCUGGGCGGCCAGUACCUGCGCGUCGGACGCUGCAACACGCCGCCGAACGCGCUCGAGAUCCUGAUGGGGGCGCUGCCGCCGACCACCGGCGCGCAGAUCAUGCCGACCGCCUCGUCGCUGGCCGUCGCCUCGGCCUCGGCGCGCAUCCAGUCGAUGGAGGCGGCGCAGCACCAGGCGUCCAUGCUCAGCCGCGGCUUCAGCACGCCGCUCAACGCGCUGCCGAUCGGCGUGGCAGGCGCCGCGCCGCCGGCGCCGCCGCCGCCGCCCCUGAUGGGCACGCCGGUUAUGCCGCCGCCGCUGAUGGGCACGCCCGUGCUGCCGCCGCCGCCGGUGAUCACGGCGCCGCUGCAGCUGGGCGGGGGCGGCGGCGGCGGCGGUGGGGGCGGGCCGGCGGCCGCGCUGCCGCCGCCGGCCAGCCGCCGCCACCAGGAGGAGCUGCAGAAGAAGCUGAUGGACGACUCGGAGCCGCAGACGCUGCAGCAGCAGGAGGACAUGUCGAUCAAGGGCCACUCCGGCCGCCACCUGGUGAUGCAGAGACUGAUGCGGCCGCACGAGAGCCGCGUGGUCGUGCUGCGCAACAUGGUCGGCCCCGAGGACGUGGACGACAUGCUGCAGGACGAGAUCAGCGACGAGUGCAACCGCUUCGGUCAGGUGCAGCGCGUCGUCAUCUACCACGAGGCGCAAGGCGACCACGACGGCGCCGAAGUGGUGGUCAAGAUUUUCGUCGAGUUCGCCGAGGCGCAGGAGGCGGAAGCGGCGCGCUCGGCGCUGAACGGACGCUACUUCGGCGGCCGCCUGGUCAAGGCCGAGCCGUACGACAUGAGCCUGUACGAGCACGAAGAUCUCUCCGGGUAGCCGGCCCCGGCCGAGGUGCGUGAAUGUCGAGUGUGAGCGAGAGGGACCGUUCUUGUAUAAGGGCGCGCGCGCGCUCGAAGACGGCGCGAACGGGGCGGCGCCGGCGCUCUCUGCUGCCGGCGGCUAACGUGUCUGGCGGAGGAGGUUUCAGGCGGCGGCGGCCGGUCUGCGCGACUGCCUGACGCUGCGAUGUCUCCAGGGCGGAUGGCACGACCUGCCUCGUCGGAGUCGCCCUGGAGGCGAUCACAUCGCCGCGCCGCGUCGAACGGACGCGACCGGGCGUCCGCCGGCCAGUCCUGUCUCGGUAUGAUCGUUUCAUGUGGCUCCCGGGCCGGGCUGCGGACGUCGGCGGACGACGGCGGCGGCGGCGCGGCCGAUAGGCGGCGCUAGCGGCGAGCGCCUGCGCCGAACACGCGCGCACGUCGACACGAGACCUCCUCCAGCCUCAGGGCCUCGCCGUGCGAGGCACGGUGUGAGAAGCGGGCCCAUCAUCUUCAUCAAGCCGCCGGCAGCAGAGAGCAACGCCGGGAACGUCCAGGGUGCAUGUGAUCGCAGUGUACAAGUUCAGUGGUGAAGUGGUCCAGUGUGAAUCCGCGCGGUGCGUUGAGCACGUUUUAUCACCCAGCGCUGGACGCCCCCUCCCCCUCCCCCCUCACGUGUUUUUAACUGGGUUGGACGGACGCCGACGCCAUCUAUGAAUUGCCGCCCCGGUCCGUCUCCGCGCGUCCCCGACCACGUCUGCCUCCGAUUUGCGCGCGCCCGUUGAACCGAGUCAACGCACCCAAUCCGCGCUGUGUUAUUUUUUGUGUGUGCCAGUCGCCGCGCGCGCGCGCGCACCUGCAUUCCGCUCCGCCCAUGGCGCGUGCGGACCUGUGACCGCGGCCGCACGGCGCCAGCGGUCAGUCGGCGAUUCUGGUGCGCCUCAGGCGCCGCCGGUCCCGCGUCGGCCGGCGCAGACGUCGGCUGCGCGAGCCGGUGGCGGCGGCGCCGCGCGUCUGCGCACGGCGGCGUGCGCGAGACGCGGCGCCGGUGCUCGUGUGGCGCGCAUCCGUGGCUGGGAAGGCGCGCCCGGCGGAGGC
Pollicipes pollicipes is the source of this 2938-nucleotide messenger RNA. It is a transcript of the gene hfp, whose product is annotated as Poly(U)-binding-splicing factor hfp. Gene Ontology annotation, molecular function: RNA binding. Bases 156 to 1859 code for a protein of 567 amino acids. Gene Ontology annotation, cellular component: precatalytic spliceosome; catalytic step 2 spliceosome. The record is from RefSeq and is a predicted model, not a curated record. Lineage: Eukaryota; Metazoa; Arthropoda; Thecostraca; Pollicipedomorpha; Pollicipedidae. Gene Ontology annotation, biological process: alternative mRNA splicing, via spliceosome; regulation of alternative mRNA splicing, via spliceosome; mRNA splice site recognition. The transcript has 5 exons.